CGGACAAACACUUAUUUUGAUUGGAUUACAUUUUCUUGUGUCAUUAUUUUAUUUUAAUCUGUUCUAUUAUUCUGCCAUGAUUCGACCGUCAUGUAAAUGUCCUCAGUAGACAGGCUUAAUUCCUGGUAAGAGUUAUCAUUGACAGCAUAGCAAGAAAUCAGCUGUCAAGUUUACUGAUUAAAUUGAUUUCCUUAACCUGUAUUGCAACAAAGCCUAUUACGUUUUUGUCUAUAUUAUUUUACUUUAAUCGGUAACACUUUCGAUAAAUAAUUAUGUCUCAAAAUACUAUUCGUUACUUUUGUUAUGGAUCUAACCUAUUAUCUGAUAGAAUUCAUGUUCGAUUGAAAAGUGCUACAGUAAUUUCAAAUGGAACCCUUGAUGAUUAUAAGUUAACUUUUUCUGGUUAUUCAAAGUUAUGGAAAGGAGCAACAGCCAAUAUCAUUCCUCAUCAAGGGAGUAAAGUGAUUGGAGUCAUUUGGUCAAUAACUUAUAAAGAUUUAGAGCAGUUAAAUCUCCAAGAAGAUGGAUAUAGACUGAUUGCUGUCAAUAUUAACGUUGACCAGGGCGAGGUGAUUGAAUGUAUUACCUAUGUCCAGACCAACGAGGAGAUUCAACGAGGCAAGGAUAUUUUGGGCUCACAAGAUGGUAUCCCUAGUACAGUGUAUAAAGGGGUGAUAAUCAAAGGAGCCGUUGAACACAAACUACCUGAGUCGUACAUAGAAAUGAUCAAAACAUUUAAAGCCAUCGAAAAUGUUGACUGUGAGCUUGCACAUCUUGUAUAAUGUUAUCUUUUUCAAGUUGCUUGCCAACAGUUAUUUACUAAAGUCAAUUCAUCUGAAAAUGAGCUAUCUUUUACUAAUCCAGAUAUUCUAGAAUCCAAAGGAUUUAUCUAGAAGUUUUUUCAAAUUGAGAAUAAAAUUAAAUAACAUUGUAAUUCCUUAUUAAUGUCAAUGAUAGAUGAGCAAACCUUUCAAACCAUAUUAAACCUUUCCAUAUUUGUUGUCAACAAAAGUAAA
This is a messenger RNA of Tetranychus urticae (two-spotted spider mite), 1016 nucleotides long. Its product is annotated as gamma-glutamylcyclotransferase. Gene Ontology annotation, molecular function: gamma-glutamylcyclotransferase activity. NCBI's taxonomy places the organism in Eukaryota, Metazoa, Arthropoda, Arachnida, Trombidiformes, Tetranychidae. The record is from RefSeq and is a predicted model, not a curated record.